GUAUUUGUGUCAGUGUUCAGUGUUGUGUGUGCGAAAAUUUCGAAUCAGCUGUGUUUUGAAUACUUUCUCAUUAUUUAUUUGGAUUUCAAUUUUUCAAAAUGCCGAAAGAUCAGUUCAGAGAAAUACAUGUUGCUAAGGAUAUAUCCGCCAUCAAGUUUUGUGUCGACAGUCCCUCAGAUAUGCAAAUGCAUGCUCGCCUCCAAAUUUUUCAAACAAAUAUGUACGAUCAAGGACCACGAACUCCAGUUCCCUAUGGAGUCUUAGAUAGAAGACUGGGGAGCUUAUCCAAUGCAGAACGAUGUGAAACCUGUGGUGAGACAUUAACAGAAUGUUCAGGUCAUUAUGGGUACAUUGAUUUGGAGCUUCCAGUUUUUCAUGUUGGUUAUUUCAAUCAUAUUCUGAAUAUACUAAGAUGUAUAUGUAAAAGUUGUGCUUGUGUCCUUCUCGACAGUAGUCUCAAAAAUAUUUUCCGAAAAAGAUUUCAAAAUCCAGGAUUGAGUUAUAUGGGUAGGAAAAAUCUGCGAAAGAAAGUAUUAGUCCUGUGCAAGAAGGUAAGAAAGUGUCCAAAUUGUUCGAAAAUAAAUGGUACUGUCAAAAAAGCCACUGCUGCUAAAGGAGGAGCUGGCGGAUCCGUUCUGAAAAUUGUGCAUGAAAUCAGCAAGGGGAAUGAAAGAAAUGAAUUUGUGCUGCAAGAAAUGGCAAGAAUAAAACGUUGUGUUGCAUCAAAUCCUAAUCUACAAAAUUGCGUAGUAGAUUCACUCACUGAAAAUUUAACACCUAUUGAUGUGCUAGCCUUAUUCAAAAGAAUUCCAGAACAAGAUGUAUGGUUAUUAGCCAUGAAAUUCGAAAGGUCUAAACCGGAAGACUUAAUUCUAACACGCAUGUUGGUUCCUCCAAUAGCGAUCAGACCAUCUGUCAUCUCCGAGCUGAAAGCAGGAACGAAUGAAGAUGAUUUAUCAGUCAAACAGUCUGAAAUAUUGUUUAUUAAUGAUUGCAUCCGUAAACACAAACUAUCAGGAGCGUCAGUAAAUAUGUUUCUAGAAGGAUGGGAUUUUCUGCAACUUCAAACGGCUCUUUAUUUCAAUAGCGAACUCUCUGGAGUUCCAUUAGCCAUGAUGCCAUCAAAAAAGCCAGGUCGUGGGUUAGUUCAACGAUUGAAGGGAAAACAAGGAAGAUUCAGAGGUAACCUUUCAGGAAAACGCGUUGAUUUUACUGCUAGAACAGUAAUAUCACCUGACCCCAAUUUGGAAAUUGAUCAAGUUGGCGUGCCUAAGCAUAUAGCCAAAAUUUUAACAUUUCCGGAAAUGGUUUUUCCUGGUAAUAUCAGUUUUAUGAGGCAACUGGUAAUGAAUGGACCUGAUAAGUGGCCAGGGGCAAACUAUAUUCAACAGAAAAACGGAUUGAAGAAAUAUCUCAAAUAUGGUAAUAGGGAAAAGAUGGCACAGGAAUUAAGGGUGGGUGACUUGGUAGAACGACAUUUAUUUGACGGUGAUGUAGUUUUGUUUAAUAGGCAACCAAGUCUGCAUAGAUUGUCCAUUAUGUCCCACAGAGCGAAAAUUCAUGACAACAGAACUCUUAGGUUCAACGAGUGCUGUUGUAAUCCUUAUAAUGCUGAUUUUGAUGGUGAUGAAAUGAACUUACAUUUACCUCAGACAUUGGAAGCCAAGGCAGAAGCUGAGAUCUUGUUGGGGAAUAAACAUAAUUUAGUAACUCCCAGAAAUGGCGAAUUGCUCAUUGCUGCAAUACAAGAUUUUAUAACAGGUGCCUACUUAAUAAGCCGAAAAGACACAUUUUUUGAUUGGCUCACCGCCACACAACUUGCUGCUAUUUUAUUGGCUAGCAAGGAUACCUCAAUGGACGUACAGUUGCCACCACCCUGUAUUAUUAAGCCAAAGUGUCUGUGGUCUGGAAAACAGAUAAUCAGCUUAAUAUUUCAACCAAAUAAACAAAAUCCUGUGAAAGCAAACCUAGAGGCCCCUGGAAAGGGAGACGCUAAAAAGAAAGAGUUUUGUGUCAAGGACACUUAUAUUUUGAUAAGAAAUUCUGAACUUCUUGCUGGCACCCUCACUAAAACCAAUUUAGGCAGUGGAGGAAAAGAAAAGAAUAUAUUCUAUAUAAUACUUAAGGAUUAUGGAACGGAAUUUGCUAUAAGAGCAAUGUCAAGAAUAGCACGCCUCACAUCAUAUUAUUUGAUGAGAACUGGUUUUUCUAUUGGCAUUGGCGAUGUUACACCAAGUGAAAACUUAUUACACCGGAGAAGAUCCGUCCUUAAAAAUGGUUAUAUGAAAUGUGAUGAAUUCAUAUCAGAUCUGAAUGAAGGUAAAUUACGUUGCCAACCAGGAUGUACUGCUAAUGAGUCUUUGGAGAGUAUGCUUCUCAACGAAUUAUCCUCUAUUAGAGAUGCUUGUGGACAGGUUUGUCUGGAAGAGCUGCCUCAAUCAAAUGCACCUCUUAUUAUGACACUCUCUGGGUCGAAAGGUUCUGUUAUUAAUAUAUCCCAGAUGGUGACUUGUGUUGCACAACAAGCUGUUAAUGGCAAAAGAGUACCGGAAGGAUUCGACAGCCGUUCCUUACCCCAUUUUAGGCAUAGUUCCAUAUCUCCCGAGGCGAAAGGAUUUGUAGAAAAUAGUUUUCGUUCAGGUAUGAUUCCAACAGAAAUGUUUUUUCAUACAAUGGGUGGCCGUGAAGGUCUUGUAGAUACAGCGGUGAAAACUGCUGAAACUGGUUACAUGCAAAGAAGAUUAGUCAAGGUACUUGAAGACUUGGUUGUUAGUUAUGACGGAACUGUUAGAAAUGCUGAACGUGAUGUUGUACAAGUGAAUUAUGGUGGGGAUAGCUUAGACCCAAUGUAUAUGGAAGGUAAUGGUGUGCCUACAAAUUUUGAAAGAGUAUUCAACCAUGUUAAAGCCAAAUAUCCAUAUAGAGAUGAGGAGCCUCUGACUAGUGAUCAAAUUAAACGAGCCACAACUGCAUUCCUAAGUACUGAUGCACUCAACGAAUGUAGUGAAGAUUUUAAGAACGAACUGAAGAUGUUUAUGAAGAAAAUUGAGGAGAAAGUGGAAAGCGUUGAAAAAAUCUUCGGGAAUUGUAAGGUUGCAAACGAAAUUGAAAGACUAACCUGUAGUCAAUUGGUAACAUUCCUUGAAACGUGUGGACAAAAAUACUUGAAAUCGGUGGUUGAAUCUGGGACGGCUGUUGGUGCUUUGGCAGCGCAAAGUAUAGGAGAACCUGGAACUCAGAUGACCUUGAAAACAUUUCAUUUUGCUGGUGUUGCUAGUAUGAAUAUUACACAAGGAGUGCCAAGGUUGAAGGAAAUUAUGAAUGCAACUCCUAAUAUAAGCACACCAAUUAUCCAAGCUAGUCUUGUGGAUUCUACAAAUUACAAAUUUGCUCAAGCAGUAAGAAAUCGAAUCCAAAAAACAACAUUAGAGGAGAUAGCUACUAAAAUAUUGGAAUGUGCUAUGAAAGAUAUGGGUGUGUUUAUAGUUAUUUGCUUAGACUUUCAGCGCAUGUGUGAACUUGAAAUUAAUGUUGACACUGUGAAGUACAGUUUAUGUACUUCGAAAUUGAAAUUGAAAGCAAAUGAAGUUAAGGUGGAAAGUAAAACCAUUAUCAGUGUCAAACCAGACAGGAAUUACAAAAAGCGAGAUUCAAUUUUUGUCAUAAGUGACUUGCUUAUUGCUUUGCCAAAAGUCAUGGUGAAGGGUUACACAACAAUAAAUAAGGCUGUUGUAGUAAACAAUGAUGAUAACACUUAUAACUUAUGUGUUGAGGGUAAUAAUUUAAGAGAAGUCCUAGCCACAUAUGGAGUUGAUGCUAAUAAAACAAGAUCUAAUAAUGUCAUUGAAGUAUACCGAACAUUAGGUAUUGAAGCAGCAAGAGAAACUAUAAUGAAUGAAAUUAUGUUGGUGAUGGAAAAUCAUUCCAUAAGCGUUGAUUUUAGACAUGUUAUGUUAUUAGCGGCCCAAAUGACGCAUACUGGAGAAGUCUUAGGAGUAACAAGACAUGGUCUAGCGAAAAUGAAGGAAUCCGUCUUUAAUUUAGCCUCUUUUGAAAAAACCGCUGAUCAUCUCUUCGAUGCAGCAUUUUAUGGUCAAACUGAUAAAAUCAGUGGAGUUUCAGAGAACAUUAUAGUAGGAUCCGAAUCACCUGUUGGAACUGGAACAUUCAAACUUCUUCAAAAAACUAAUUAUAUACAUUCAAAACAAGAUAGUGAUCCACUUUUGUUUGUAUAUGAGAAUUAAGAAUUUGAAUAUUUUUAAUAAAUUUUAUUUUCAAAAUAUGAAUUAUCAACUCAA
Molecule: messenger RNA, 4298 nt
Organism: Coccinella septempunctata (seven-spotted ladybird)
Lineage: Eukaryota; Metazoa; Arthropoda; Insecta; Coleoptera; Coccinellidae
Gene: Polr3A
Product: DNA-directed RNA polymerase III subunit RPC1
Exons: 24
Coding region: 99-4244 (1381 amino acids)
Biological process (GO): DNA-templated transcription
Molecular function (GO): DNA binding; DNA-directed RNA polymerase activity
Source: RefSeq, a predicted model, not a curated record